This is a messenger RNA of Phycomyces blakesleeanus NRRL 1555(-), 351 nucleotides long. RefSeq lists its product as hypothetical. Bases 1 to 351 code for a protein of 116 amino acids. The transcript has 2 exons. The record is from RefSeq and is a predicted model, not a curated record. NCBI's taxonomy places the organism in Eukaryota, Fungi, Mucoromycota, Mucoromycetes, Mucorales, Phycomycetaceae. Gene Ontology annotation, molecular function: nucleic acid binding.
AUGAAUCAAGAUUUACAGUCAAAGAACUCUCCUCCUUUGGUUCCAAAAAUCCUUUCAAGAGAACAGAACAGGCACUUCAUGAUCCAAAAAGACAACAUCAUCUGUCAUACUGAGCUAUAUUUGAGAUGGUGGAAAGAUAACCAUAAUAUUUGGGGACUUGACUACCAGGCAUCUCAGAGCCUGGAUCUCAACCUUACUGAGCAUCUUUGGUGGACUACCGAGGGGCGUAUGAGUAAUGCGAUGGCCAGUACCAACAACAUUUGUGACUUAAAGGCUUUAGUGCAACAAGAGUGGCAAAGAAUAGGGUUCGAACUUGCAUCAACUUUAGCAUAUAUCAUGCAACAUCGAUGA